Messenger RNA from Polyodon spathula (Mississippi paddlefish), 2227 nucleotides. Its product is annotated as carbonic anhydrase 4-like. Gene Ontology annotation, molecular function: zinc ion binding; carbonate dehydratase activity. The transcript is spliced from 8 exons. The record is from RefSeq and is a predicted model, not a curated record. Lineage: Eukaryota; Metazoa; Chordata; Actinopteri; Acipenseriformes; Polyodontidae. Bases 1 to 891 code for a protein of 296 amino acids. Gene Ontology annotation, cellular component: plasma membrane.
AUGACUGGAGGCCCUGAGGAUGUGAGUGAUUGGUGCUAUCAGUCCCAGUUUUCAUGCAAUGCACAAUGCAUUAUUCCAAGUGAGUGGAGUAAAAUAUCUGCAAAAUGUGCUGAAAAAAAGCAGUCCCCCAUUAACAUUGUGACACGAAAAACUGUGACUGAUUCGAAACUGACUUCAUUUACCUUUGAAAACUAUGACACCUUCAAUACUGCAACAAUAAAAAACAAUGGCCACACUGUUCAAGUUGAUCUGCCCUCUAAUAUAACGAUCGGCGGUGGACGUCUUGAAGGAAGAUACAAAGCUUUGCAGUUGCACCUGCACUGGGGCACUGAUGCAGGCCCUGGCUCGGAGCACACAAUAGAUGGGGAGCAGUACCCCAUGGAGCUACAUAUUGUCCACAUGAAAAGGAACUACACUGAUUUAACUCAGGCGCUAAAUGAUCCAACUGGCGUCGCUGUGCUUGGAUUCAUGUAUGAGGAGGCAGCACAAGAAAAUACAAGAUACAGACCUUUAAUUGAAGCCUUACUAAGAGUUCAAGACAAAGGCACGGACUCUACAAUCAACUUAAUGUUGUCCGACCUCAUUCCGACAAAAGCCAGCAUGGUUAAUUAUUUCCGCUAUGAAGGAUCUCUGACGACCCCUACAUGUGAUCAAACUGUGAUCUGGACGCUGUUUGAAAAAACGAUUCCUCUCAGCAAAGCACAGCUUUCUGCCUUUUCACAGAAACUCUUCUUUAAACCAAACAAAACAAUGAGGGGAACGUUUCGACCUGUUCAGCCUCUGCACGGCCGCAUUGUGUACAGGUCUGGGAGCAGCGUUACCUUUGCCAGCACUACAGUACUAUCAGUCUCUGUUAUAUGUGCCCUUGGGUUGUCAUCCUGGCUUCACUAAGGGCAUAUACAGUUUGCACCUGCUUGUAGUAUAAUUGUGUUAACAGGCCAAGAGUAAAUAUAACAAAAUAGCUUUGUGUUAAUUCGAAUGCAUUAUGAGGCAGGCAUUUGAGAAAUGCAGCUUCUGAUUUCAUCCGUAACUUGAAACCCUCGUUAGUAAUUUCUUUGGUAAAAGCCAACUAGACAAUCGUUUCAACGAAAUGUCUGUUUCAUUUUCAUUGAAAGAUGCUGGAAAAUACAUUAUUUUAAAUCGGUAACAUAAUUUCCCCCUUUACUUUUAUGCUAGUCUUCAAUGUUGCCGUGAAGGACAGUUUAAAAGUUUUAUUAGACCAUAAUUAAACAAGCAUUAAGUAAAUUUGAUUAAAAAUAAUGAAAUACUGAAGAAUACAUAUAUAUAUAUAUAUAUAUAUAUAUAUAUAUAUAUAUAUAUAUAUAUAUGCUGCAAUAGUGAACAAUUUACACAUAUACAUGUUUGCUAUUCAAAGUUGUAGAUGAAACGCUGUAUUAUAUAUAAUUAAAAACAUUUUGCACAAUUAAUAUACACAGUGCGAACCUUUCUGUAAGCUGUUUUCUACCACUGAAACAGAUAUAUGAAAAAGCAUUGUAUAUAGGACGUCAAUUAGAUAGCAAAACGGUAUCACUGAAAUGCAUCAUUUUUCAUUUAAAAGCAGGUACAUUUUUGCAGACUAUUGUGGUGUAUUUCAUAUAUAUUUAUUUGUAACAUGUGCAGAACAACAUCUACACUAGUCAAACAGCAGCUUGCACAUUCUGCCCACAUGUGUUUGGAAUAAGGCUAUAUUAUAUUUAUCUACCUCGAGGCUUCUACUGUCUGUUAAGAAUGUAAUUAUUGUGACUGUUUCCUGGGAUUAUGGAAAGCUACUGAACCAAUUAUGAACUGCGUCGUGUACUGUAUAUUUGUACUGCACUGUGGGUAUAAGAAUGAUACGUUAACUAUGCUAUUUGAAUUACACGACUCACACAUUUUAAUUUUAAAACCUGCUAGGGUCAGGUUCAGAAUUAAAAAAAAAAACAAAUGAAGAAACUGUGAUAUAUUUAUAUGCAAUAGAUUGAAGGCUUACAUGAAAAGGCAAUGCAGACGGAGUGGUCCUCCUCAAUGUUGUGGGUGACUUUGUGAAAAUUAUUUGUAAUGAUAUGCAAGAUUAUGAAGACUAUGACAUAUGAUAUGUAUAUAUUGAACCAGAAUAGAAGUGGACAUUGCCUAUGUUGUUUCUGUAUCUGGUAACUUUAUAAUACAUCAUUAUGAGUUCUCAAAUUUGUUCAUUUUCACAUGUGCAUAUGGAGCUAUACAAAUUAAUUAAAUUAAAAGUUUUACAUCA